UCUCGCGCCGGUGGGAGCCGGGGUCCCGGGCGGUCAGCGCCCCGGUCCAGCGCGGGCGCGCUCCGCCGGGUCCUCUCCGUGGCCCAGGUGUUCAUCGUGGCCCUGGGAAGAAGCUCAGCCGGAGGCUUCCGAAAGUUCCAGAUUCCAUGGGGUUUGACCUGUGCUGGGCAGCCCCCAGCGCUGGCAGUUCCCCUGCUGUACGGAGAUGACUGCGGAAUUGAGAGAGGCCAUGGCCCUCACCCCUUGGGGCCUCGUGAAGGUGAAGGAGGAGCAGGAGGAGGAGGGGACCUACGGGAGUCUGGCAUGCAGUGAGCAGGGGCGCUCUGAGCACGGCCCAGUCUGCGCCCCGGAGGGGCCUCUCCCGGGCCCUGCUGUGUCGGAAGAGGAGGACAAGGGUCAGAACAUGUUCUGGGACAUGGCGGUAGUCCUGAAAGCAACGCGAGAUCCACCUGCUGCUUCCCCCCUCGGUGGUUGCUCCUUGCCUGGGACUCUGUGCAAGAGUGAGGUGCUGGAGACGCAGGGCAACACGAACUCCCUGGGUGCUGAAACGAAGCACCUGCAGUUACUGGUUCCAAAAACUGAGAUCUGUGAGGAAGCUGUGGAUCCCCUCAUCGGAACAGGAAGACUCCAGAGAGCCGACUCGCCAGGACCUGAGUUAGGAGAAGCCUGUGAACAGGGCGCCGUGUUAAAGAGGCAGAGAAUAAAGAGGGAAAAGCAGGAUUUCGGACAGGUGACAGUGAAGGACUGUCACAUACUGGAAAGCUUCAAGGAAGAGGAAGACCAGAAGCUUAAGAAACCCGGGGGGAAGUACAGCCUCAGCUCUGGCCCUGCCAGAAAUCAGAAGAUGCAGCCCGGGCAGAAGCCUUUCACGUGCAGUGUGUGCGGGAAGGGCUUCAGUCAGAGCGCGAACCUGGUCGUGCACCAGCGGAUCCACACCGGGGAGAAGCCCUUUGAGUGUCACGAGUGCGGGAAGGCCUUCAUCCAGAGCGCAAACCUCGUUGUGCACCAGCGGAUCCACACCGGACAGAAGCCUUACGUUUGCUCCAAGUGCGGGAAAGCCUUCACUCAGAGCUCCAAUCUGACCGUGCAUCAGAGAAUCCACUCUUUAGAAAAAAACUUCAAGUGCACUGAGUGUGAGAAAGCCUUCAGUUACAGCUCGCAGCUGGCCCGGCACCAGAAGGUGCACAUAACGGAAAAGUGUUACGAGUGCAACGAGUGUGGGAAAACGUUUACGCGGAGCUCCAACCUCAUCGUGCACCAGCGCAUCCACACCGGGGAGAAGCCCUUUGCCUGUAACGACUGCGGCAAAGCUUUCACGCAGAGUGCAAACCUCAUUGUCCAUCAGCGGAGCCACACUGGUGAGAAGCCAUAUGAGUGUAAGGAGUGCGGGAAAGCCUUCAGCUGUUUCUCCCACCUCAUUGUGCACCAGAGAAUCCACACGGCCGAGAAACCGUAUGACUGCAGCGAAUGUGGGAAGGCCUUCAGCCAGCUCUCUUGCCUUAUCGUCCAUCAGAGGAUUCACAGCGGGGAUCUUCCGUACGUGUGUAACGAAUGCGGCAAGGCCUUCACGUGUAGCUCAUACCUGCUCAUUCAUCAGAGGAUCCAUAAUGGGGAGAAGCCGUACGCGUGUAGCGAGUGUGGCAAGGCCUUCCGGCAGAGGUCGAGCCUCACCGUGCACCAGAGAAUCCACACUGGGGAAAAGCCCUAUGAAUGUGAGAAGUGUGGCGCCGCCUUCAUUUCCAACUCACACCUCAUGCGACAUCACAGAACCCACCUGGUCCAGUAACGAGCAGGGGAUGAAGCAGACCUGUCGCCCUUGGUGAUGACCUCCUGGCUCCCAAAGAGACACCUGCUUGCUGUUCUUCCUGGGUCCUGAUGAGCACCAUUUUCAGGAGUGCAGCACCAGAGAUGAGCAUUUCAGAGGCUGCUUUAAAUAAGACGGUGAGAAGCACCUGCUGGCAGGGACUGUGAGCGCCACCCUGAGCAGCCAUAUUUUCUGAAACUGAGUGUGGCUUUCUUAGGAAUGGGCCGUGCAGAGCCAGCUGAUAAAGAUCCUAUUUGAAGAAAGGUCUGUUUGCAUAAUUUUGUUUUGAAACUCUGGUGAUUGCUUGAGCAACAGCAGAUUGCCUGGCGAAUCUGGAGCCUUGAACCUUGUGUUCUAUCCAGUGUUUCAGGUGAAGCAGUUUCUAGUUAAGGAAACCACUUGGGGUAGCAAUUCGACAACUCACCUAUAAACACUGAUAAGCUGUCCAUUCCCUAGGUAAGUUUUAAGAUAACCAAUCAAAACCUAUUAAGCAUCCAUUUUUGAAAUGGACAGAUGUAGGACACAGUCUUUUCCCUUAUUGUGUGUACCUACUAAACCCUGGGAUCGUAAAGCCAUGGCGAGUCUGUUCUGACUGUGUCUCAGUCCACCUGGCCAGCACUCGAGGACUCAUGGGGAUACACACUAGCUACAGUCAUUCACUGAGUGACAGCUGCACACAACUCAAGUCCCCAGUUCCCACCACCUGGGUACAGGAGUCAGAAUAAAGCUUGCCUAGAGACAUGCCCAGGUGGUCUCUGCUCAUUCUGCCCAAGCCCAGCCAGGGGUCUUAGUGUGGGCUUCAGUCUCAACUUCCGGAUGAUGUUUAGAAGAAACCAUGGUGCUCUUCCAAUUCUGAGAAGACCGAGGGAGAGGGAGGAGGCAGAGUAUGAUUCCUAAGACCUUAGCUUUGGGGGAAGCUUGUGGGUUUUGGAAUAUGAUAACUGACAAGGAUGAAGAGACUGGCUAAGGUAAGAGGACUUUGUUGCUAUUGUGCAUGGACUCCUGGAAACUAUGCAAUGGGUAGUGUUAACGUGAUAACACUGCCUUGUAUUUAUACAGAACGUUUACCCUUUAUUGUGGACCUUCACGAACAGAACCAUGAAACCUGGUGGUUACCUCGUGCUUUCACAUAGAUCAUUACCUUAACUCGUAUACCACAGACAGAUUUUGCCCAGUUACUUGAGAGUGGUCGUUUAACACAAGGCCAGGUAACAAGUGACAGAACCCAUACCCAAAUCCAGCACCUAAAUCCAGGUUCCCUUUGUUCUGCCAUGCUGCUUGCCUAACUACCCAUAAUCCCUGCUCAGGCCUGCAGGGGAGGCUGAGGGGUAUGUAUUCUCAUUUUCAGUUGGGGAAGUGCAUUUGGGGUAUACUGUUGUCACUGUGACCAGAAAGCCAAAACCUUAACAUUGGAAUUGAGGACUCUGUGUCUGUUUCUACCCCCAUUGCAGCGCCUCUGAGCAUGCAAGAGCGUGUGUCCUAAAUAAGCCGUCUGGUGGCACUCGGCAGUCCCACACACUUGCUGUGUCAGUUCUGCAAGGCUGAGUGAUACUAACCACGUAGUGUUUCUAGUUUAUACACACACAGGCAAUUCCAUACACCUUCUCACCUCUUGUUCUUGGGCAGAUCUUGUCAGAACGUAGCCAGUUUUCUCAGUUUCAGCCUAAAUCGUGGAGACACAAAUGAAAGGAUUCCAAAGUAGGAAUGCCCUCUCCGGCCACUGCCCUCUGGCGGGAGGUCAGGAGACCCCAGGGUGAAACCACCUGUCUCUGCUGAUAUUAGCAACAAGGUAGCUGUUUUUCCUCCUGGAAGCUUAGGACAUCAGGAGAGCAAGUCCAAAGGUUUGGAUAACUCCAUGGCCUGACCCACCCACCAAGAGACCAGAAGAGUACUUUCCUCAGAGCUGGGAUUGAUGACCAUUAAAAACAGUUGAGCUGUUUUAACUUCA
Messenger RNA from Lepus europaeus (European hare), 3752 nucleotides. It is a transcript of the gene ZNF35, whose product is annotated as zinc finger protein 35. The transcript is spliced from 4 exons. The record is from RefSeq and is a predicted model, not a curated record. Bases 206 to 1786 code for a protein of 526 amino acids. NCBI's taxonomy places the organism in Eukaryota, Metazoa, Chordata, Mammalia, Lagomorpha, Leporidae.